AUGGCCAGCAUUCAGCCUACUUCGCACGAGCCUUGGUCUCUCACGGAUCCAAUAAGUCUGGAGACUGAUCUGCAUUUCGCCGGGUUGGAAACUGAUCCUGGGAUACACUAUCCACGGGUGAUGGGUCACGAAAGUACAGGUUUUGACCCUAUCAACUUCGAGGCGACCUCCGCCAACAGGGCUCUUUGGGAGGAGGGACCAGUAUCCUCGCUGGCGCCGAACACCUUUGGCCAUUUCUUUUGGCCAUACAGCUUUUCGAGCCGAACGAUCGUGCAGGAGGCAGCGGUAGUUGCGGUGAUCGGGCUGGGAGGGGUGGGACUGAGCGCCGUGAUGGGUGCACAGAUUUCCUGUUGCAAGACAAUAAUCAGUAUUGCGAGGAACAAAGCCCGGCUCAAUCUGACGCUGGAGCUGGCAGCGACACACCUGGUUCAGAUCGAUCCCAGUGCCGAUAUCGGACCCGUGACACAAGCAGUUCGUGCAUUGACCGGGGGUUCCGGCUCAGCUGCCAUACCUGAACUGGUGGCUGAAGGUAUAUGCAUGGCAGCCAACAAGGGUAGGAUUGUUCAGCUGGGAACAGCACCCGAGGCAACAACGAUCAGUUUCCAAUCCAUGAGUUCAUGGUUGCAGGCAAGCAGUAUAUGGGGGUUUUUGAAGGAGAUGACCACCGGUUCCUCGACAGCUUGUGCCUAG
Aspergillus homomorphus CBS 101889 is the source of this 690-nucleotide messenger RNA. RefSeq lists its product as uncharacterized. The transcript has 4 exons. Bases 1 to 690 code for a protein of 229 amino acids. The record is from RefSeq and is a predicted model, not a curated record. NCBI's taxonomy places the organism in Eukaryota, Fungi, Ascomycota, Eurotiomycetes, Eurotiales, Aspergillaceae.